Nicotiana attenuata is the source of this 1173-nucleotide messenger RNA. RefSeq lists its product as uncharacterized. The transcript is spliced from 4 exons. The record is from RefSeq and is a predicted model, not a curated record. Bases 233 to 937 code for a protein of 234 amino acids. Lineage: Eukaryota; Viridiplantae; Streptophyta; Magnoliopsida; Solanales; Solanaceae.
CUGUACCAUUCAAAACUCUCUUCCCGUGAAAAGCCCAACACAUCUGACAACUCUCUUUAACACCUCUCUAGCUCUCCAUUUUUCUCUUUCUCUGUGUAUUUAUACUACUUUUCUGUAUCACUCUCUUUUCCUCCAUUAAAUUGGAUUCUUGACCUCAAAAAGAUACUAGUAUUAAAGCUUACACUCUUUAAUUCUUUCCUCACUUAGGACUAAGAAUUUAGCACCAAUUUUCAUGGGACUUGUCUCAAUGUUUUGGGUGUUUUUCUUCAUUCUUGGAAGUGUAAUUUUUCAGCUUUCUCAGAGUGCAACUGUAGUGGUUGAUGGAGUUUCAGAAUGGAAAAAUCCAACUGUCCAAAUUGGAGAUUCCAUUAUAUUCCAGCACAAGAAUCAGUACAAUCUCUACAUUUUCCAGAACCAGAAUGCCUUCAAUGUCUGCAACUUCACUCAAGCUACACUUCUCACUAAAUCUGAUUCCAAGUCUUAUACUUGGCACCCAUCAAGACCAGGUUUAUUUUACUUCUCAUUCAACAAUGGAACCAAUGCAGCAUGUUUACAAGGCCAAAAGCUAGCAAUUAAGGUCUCUCUUUCAACUCCGGCGCCGGAACAUCCACCGGCGGGAUCUCCACCGGUGAUAUCUGGUGGCGUUGUAUCAUCUUCUCCGGCAUACCCAUGGCCCUUUCAGCCGCGAGAAACCACUUCCCCUAGCCCUGCACCUAGUGCAUUAUUUCCUGCUAAUGGACCAAUGUUGCCGGAAAAAGGUAGUGAUAUUCCGUUUAUUAAUAGCAAUCCGGCGGUUCCUUUGCCCACCGGUGAAGUGGACUCUGCUACUAUCCGCCCUUUGCCUACUUCUGGUUCUGCUCACCAUAUAAUGCAGGUGGUGGGGUUUUCAGCAAUUGAAAGAGCUUUGUGCUGUGCAAUUUUCUUAAUGCUGCUUUAGACAAUGCAAAAGAAGAGAGAAAGAAAUCUUUGCAAUUCAGUAUUAUUAUUAUUAUGUAAAAAGAUAGAGUCCACUAUGGGGAUGUAGUUUUGAAUCUAAAGUAGUGUUAAAGGGGGUGAUGACCAUCAUGAUUAGGUCCAUGUAGUAUUAGUAUUAGCAGAGUAAUAUUUUGUAUAAUAUUUCUAUCCUUUGACCCUACUUUGGAAUCAUUUAUUAGCUUUUUCUUCUUCUCUUAA